Rotaria sp. Silwood1 is the source of this 9771-nucleotide messenger RNA. Lineage: Eukaryota; Metazoa; Rotifera; Eurotatoria; Philodinida; Philodinidae. The record is from the annotation of a GenBank genome assembly.
AUGUCAACACAACAGCAAACCGCAGAAAAAAGUGUUCAAACACAAGAUUUGUCUGGGUCAACAACAUUACUUGUUUCAAAUAAUCCUGUAACACAUAUUCAUACAGAAAAUACGGCUGCUGAAGUUGCAAAUACACUUGUUUCGAUGGCUACUGGACGACAACGAGCAACAACUGUGAAGCAACUGAAUGUAAUUAGCGUUCCAUCUCCAUCAACUUUACCAAUAUUAUCACUUGCUGACUAUACAACACCAAGAGGUGUUCCAACAGCCAUGGCUUUAGCCAAUCAAGCUAAACUCACGCCAACAAAACAUACUGAAAUAUUAGAAGGUGAUGAUGAUGAUGAUGAUGCUUCAAUGUCAACAGAUGAAUAUAAUCAAACACAAAAUGAUUUGAAAACUCGAACGAAAACGACACGAGGAAAACUAAACAAAACAGCAUCAACAUCAAAAAAUAAUAAACACCAAACUACAGAACCAAUUCAUUAUGGUCCAAUUGUUGUCAAACCACGAAAGAGUGUUGCACCAACACUUGCUAAUGGACGAAAAAGUAAAGAUGAACCCCUUCCACCAGAUGAAGAUGCAAGACGUAAACAACGUCGUGAUAGAAAUAAACAAGCUGCUGCUAAAUGUCGACGAAAACGAAACGAACUUCGUGAACAAUUAGAAAAAGCUGAGCAAGUAUUAAUCGAUGAACAAAAAUCUCUUGAACAUGCUGUUCAGACAUUAGCUGAUCAAAAAAAUCAAUUAGAAAUUUUAUUACAUCGCCAUGUAUGUACAAAAAAGACACGUUUACCAAUAACAACAACAACACCUGUUAAUAGUUUAAAUAUUCCUAAAUCUGAUAUAAAAACAAUUUCAACAACAACUUUAUUAGAUUCAAAUAAUAAUAAUGGAAAUAGUAAACGUGUUACUAUUAAUUUUACCAAUGCACAAGAUUUACUUGCUAUUGCACCAUUAACACGGUUAACACCAACAAUUACAACAACUGAUGGUACAUCAUCAUCGUCAUCAACUGUACCUAUGAUAACCAUUCAUAUUAUUCCAGAAGUUGCACAAGCAUUACUUGGUUCAACAUCAGUUGAUAAAGCUAAAUUAGCUGAAUUACUUCAACAAGCUAAUGCAACUAAUUCAUCGUCAAUAACAAUAGCGGAUUCCGCAUCCACAAAUACCGCGACUAAUCCUAUCCCACCAACUGAUAAUGUUGAAUUUGGUCGUAAUACAAUGUGCCAUUUUUUAUCAUCAUUCUUUCGAAGUCUUACUCGAGUAACCGAUGUUCAACAAGAGAAAUUCUUCAAUUCAAUUAAUCAAAUUGUUAUUAAUACACCAAGUGUAUUCGUUACAGAUGCUGAUAAACAACAUACACUUGAAGAUAUUCGUACAACAAAUUCUUAUUAUUUUGAUGUUUAUAUAGUUUCAUUACUUGUUUGGACAUUAUCAUCAAAAAAGUUCACUUCAAUACAAGAAAAUACUAUUGGUGUACUUGCAAAUCUCUAUGGUGAAUUAUCACUUCGUUGGCCGGUUCUCUUUCGAAUAUUUACUAAUGAACUAAUCGAUACUUUAAAUGAUACUAUAAAAUAUGAUAUUGAAUUUAUCGAAGAAGAAAUUCAUCAACCAAAACAACUUCAUCGUUUUCUUGUACCUGAACAAGUUGGUUCAUCAUUUUCAACUAAUGUCACAAUUGAACGAUGUGUUAUUGAGUUUAAUUGUUCAGAUGAUAUUAGUAGUUUUCAAAUAAAUCUAAUUUCGGUGCUUAAACAUCUUGCGAGUACAUUGUCAACAUUACUUGAUCGUCAAACAAUAUCGAUUUUAAUUGGAACAUUAUGUGAAUUAAUUCGUACUGCUGAUAUACAUGUGAAAUCGACAACAUUUUCAUUUUUUUCAUCUUUUAUUGAACAUCGUUCAUUAGGAUUAUUAAUUGGUGAUUUAAAACCCUAUGUUCAUUUUUCAAUAUCCGAUAUUAUUUUAACAAUUAUGAAUUUUAUUUAUACAGAACCAAAACAUUCGGCUCAAUUGGAACAUGAUUUUGCUCAUUUUCUUAAAAUAAUUUGUCAAAAUCAUGAUGAAGCAAUCAUGCUUUUUGCUGAACAUAUUGGUUUUGUUAUACCUCGUUUAAAAGAUUUACUUAUUCAUAUUAGUAUAGCAAGUAAAGCGGAUAUUGAAUUUCAUAUGAAUACAAGACCAUUAAGACUUUUUGGUGAAGUUCAAACAGAAAUUUAUCUUGAACAAUUUUGUAUAUGGUUAGAAAUUAUAUUUGAAUGUGGUCAACGAGAUAUUGGUACUAGUUCAUUAUUAGUUAUACAUGCAUAUGAAAUAGUUGAACAUUUAUUAGCAAAUCUUGAUGAAUGUCUAUUAGCAAAGUAUUUAAAUCAUGCAUUAGGAAAAGUUAUUAUUUGGUUGAUUCAAGAAAAGAAUCGAGCGUCACAGCAACCAUUUCGUGUACGACGAAUACGAUUAUUAAAAACUAUAUGGCAACAUUUGAAAACGACAUUAGAAAAAAGUACAUUCAAUAAUGAAGAGGAUGCUUUACAACGUGUUUUUAAUGUUUAUUGUUUAAUAACUUCUGUUUGUCAAGCAUUUAUCGGAUGUCAAAUACGUCAGAUUAAAUUAGGAUCCAUUGAAGAAAAUGAAUUUUAUUUGUCUUGGUUAACUAUCGAUGAAAUUAGUUCGAUUUAUGGUUAUCUAAUUAAUACACUUGCUUAUUUUGUUAAUAGUGUUACUGUUGGAUUGUUCUCUCUUGCUUAUGAAUAUGUUUUAGCUACAAUUGUUGCAACAUCAAUUUAUAUUUCUGAUGAAUUAGAUAUUCGUUUACGUGAAGAUACUCUAUCGAUUUUAUGUCUCUCUUGGUUAUCAUCCCUUACUGACUGGUAUGAUUUUCAACCGAUAACAGAUACAUGUAAAAUAACUAAACAACUUGCUCAAACAUUUCAAUCAAAAUUCAAUCAAAACGAUCGAUUAAUAUCUUUACAAUGUUUAGCAUUAUUUAAUUCACAAUUUUAUCCUAUACUUCGUCUUCAUAUUUUUUCUUUAUGUCUUAAUGAUAAUGAUAUAAACACACAAUUAAUGGCACUUAAAGUAUUGCCAUUAAUGCAAUAUAAUUUACAAACAACAUCUUUCUUAUCAAUAUUUUAUACGAAAUAUUGUUCGAACGAUAUUGAUGAUCAACUUAAACCAAUAGUAAUAGAUAUUUGGCGUAUGCAUCGAUGUUUAUUCGAUAUUGAUGCUAAUACUGUUCGAUUGAAAAUUCAUGAUCAUUUCAAUCAAACAAUUGUCAAUUCAUUUGAACUUAUCUGUACUUCAUGUUCAUUCUUAAAUGAUCAUGUUUAUAUUCGUUCACGAUCAUCAACAACUAGCACUAACUCAACAUUAUUUUCCUUAUCAAAUAUUCUUCCAAUAUUUCAUUUAUUUAAUCAAACAUCUAUUCCAUGCAAUUAUGUUUCUCUAAUCGAAUUUUUUCAAACAUUUGAUUCUCAUCCAUCAUUUAUUCGUCCUCUUAAUGAUCUUGAUGAAAAUUUUCUUCAACUAAAAUAUCUAGUUAAUACUUAUCUUAAUCAAAAUAAUCAAGAACGUUUAUGUUUAUUAUCUAUUAUGCCAUAUUUAUUUAAAACAAUUUUCAUUUCAAAUAAUCGUCAAUGGGAAAGUUCUCUGAAUGACAAUCUUGAUCAAUUUUUAUUUGAUACAUUAACACAAUUAAAUAAUGAUGCUAUUCGACAAACAACAAAUCAUCAUGAUGAUGAUUAUAGUCGUUUAAUACAUUUAUGUGGUUUAAUAGCACGACGUACAUGUAAUGAAGAUAUAUUUGUUUUUGUUUUAUUUAUAUUAAUAAAUGGUUUAGCAACAUCAUUUCAACAUACAUCACAAAUUGAAUUAAUGAGUAUAGCUAAAGAUGAAUAUUUACAAAGUCGUAAUCAAAUUCAAUUAAAUAAAAAUAAAAAUCUUUUAACAAUAAAUGAAAAAAUUGAUUUAACAACAAUUGUACAACAACAUACAGAUAGUUUAUAUCGUCUCAUAUCACAAUCAUUAUUAUUAAAUUCUGAACAACCAUCAGAUAUAUGUUUACGCCAUUUACAUUUAUUAUUUAGUAUGAUGCAACAAAAUGGAAGUUCAUUUAAUACAUAUUUAAAACGUAUUUUACCAGAUUUAUUACCAUGGAUUGUUGAAGAACGUUCAUUAAAUGCAAGUCGAGUUGUACAACAUAUUCGAACAGCUGUUAAAAUGUCAAAGAAAAAAGUUAUAUUUGAUGCAUUUCCAGCAAUAUAUUCACAUGUGUGGAGACAUGUACGUCUUGACAAUAGUAAAAGUUCAAAUGGAGAUUAUUCAAUAAAUCGUGUUUAUGAAGUUAAUGAAUUUAUUGAACAAGAAGCUGGUGCUGAUUUAGCUGCUGUAUUUCGUUUUGGUGGUCCACCAAUAUUUAGUAAAUUAUUACUUUAUAUAAGUACACAUCCUGACCAUGUUAUGAAAGGUUUACAAAUGGCUGUUGGUAUAUUAGAUGGAAUAACAUUAACAAUUGAUAAAGACUAUUCAAAUGUUGUUACAGAAGAAUGUGUUCAUAAAGCAUUACAAUCAAAAUUAUUGGGCAUUUUGUGUGAUUUUGAAACAGAAUUAUUAUCGAAUAGUACACCUUUACAUUCGAAAAAACGAGUAUUAUUAAGUUUAACAGAAGUAUUGAAAAUCAUGAAUUCAUCCCAAAUUGUUGCAACACGUGUAAAACUUCUUCGAUCACUUCGUCUAGCUCUCCAAUGUUCAUCAGAAUUAAGUCUAAUCGUAUUUAAUCUUUGGAAAGAAUUUAUUCAUCAUUUAAGUAGUAAUGUUGAUAUACUUUCAUCAAUGAUAUUACAAUUAAUUGCAUCAUUAUUACCAUAUCAUGAAAUAAAUAGUGAACAUUUUCAAGAAUUAAUUCUCCUUAUGUUAAAUAAUAUUUCAAAUAAUCAAAUAGCUUUACUAACAGAUGAUUUAUUACUUAUUCCACAAAUAAAUCAAAUUGAAAAGAUUCAAAUAAAAUUAAAUAAGUGUAAAAAACAAUAUACAGAAAUGCAUGAUAAUCAAUCAAAACUAAACAAUGAUGAACGUACAUUAUUAGAAAAUAAAUUUCAACGUCUGAUAACACUUUUAAAUUUUGAUAUGAUGGAUAUACGUUUACAUGCUUUAAAUAGUUUAGAAAAUUUAUUAAAAACAAAUCGUCCAUAUUUAUUACAAAUGUGUUUAUCACGUGAUACAGUUCCAUCAAUAAUAACUCGUCUUAUAUUAACAUUACUUGAACGUUCAAAUGAUACAAAUCAAAACAUACGUUUUAUUGCUAUAAAUUGUCUUGGUGAAAUAGGUGCUAUUGAUCCUGGACGAAUAGAAUUUCGUAAAUUAUAUUCAACAAUAGCAACAUCAACAUCAUUAAUUAAUCGUUUAUUAUCAAAUUCAAAUCCUGAAAUUAAUAAUGAUAAUUUAAAACGUUGUUAUUUUAAUUUAUAUUCACAAGAAUUUGCAUUAGAAUUAUUUUCUGAAUUAACACGAGCUUUUCUUGCUGCUGAUCAAGUACGACAACAAGAUACAAUAUCAUAUGCAAUACAAGAAUGUUUAAAAUUUUAUAAUUUAAAUUUAUCAGAUGAUAAUGAAAAAAUUAAAAUUAAUCAACAAUUAUGGACAAAAUUAAAUCAAGAACAACAAGAUUUAUUUAAACCUUUACGUACAUCGAAAUAUGUUUUAACUGAUGAAACAAAUUUAAAAACAAAUAAAUCACAAGAUGCAAUUUUAAAACAAUUAACUAUAAAAACAUAUGAACAAUGGUUAACACAACUUGUACCUUAUUUAAUUCAACAUUUACCAAAUAAUAAUUAUUAUCAUUUAUUUCAUUCUUGUUUAUUUGCUGUUAGAUUUAAUAGUUCUAUUGGUUCAUUUUUGUUACCCUAUAUAAUUCUUCAUUUAAUUGGUGAAAAUCUUGGUCAAGAUGUACUAGAUAAAGAAGUUAAAGCAUUAAUUUCUUACACAAAUCAAUAUGAUGCCAACGAAAUAAAUCCAUCUUCUGAUGUUCUUCAUCAAAUUGGUCAAAUUAUAUUUACUUUAAUCGAUUUUCUUCUUUUAUUUUCUUCCUUAAACACAAUCGAUCCAAAUGAACAAGCCAAACAAAUAAAUCAACGUAAACGUCAGCCACCACAACCGCAACCACAACAACAGCAAACAAAUCAAGAUCCAUUAAAUAUUCAAGAUGGUACAUGGAAUAAUUUAGGUAUAACACGCAUACGCGAUUAUAUUCGUUUAUUACAUACUGAUCUUUCUCUUGCUCCUAUUGCAUUUAAAUAUGAUCAUUAUACACGUGCAUAUCGUCAUUUUGAAAUGUAUUCAUCGAUUGAACAACAAAUAGAUGUUUCUCAUAAUAGUGAAUUUCUUUUAAAAUUAUUUCAUCGUUUAAAUGAUCCAGAUUCAGCUUAUGGUAUUAUUGCUAGACGUAAUAUGACACCAAAACAAUUAGAUAAUCCUCGAACAGAUAUUUAUGAAGAAAUUCUAUCUUAUGAAUUAACUGGACAAAUUGAUGAAGCUAUUGUUGCAUAUGAAAAUGUUUUAGAAAUGAAUGAAUUAAAUCAAACAAAUAUACAUUUAUAUUUAGGUUAUUUAAAUAAUUUAUUAACUCAACAACAAUUUCAACAUACAAUUGAUCAAUCAACUGGUAUUAUUGUUCAAUAUCCAACAUGGAUUAAUAUGUUAAAUCCAUUACGUAUUGAAGCUGCAUGGAAAUUAUCAAAAUGGAAUUUAUUAGAAAAAUUUUGUUCAUAUCAAGAUGAAAAUUUAUAUAUAAAUCAUAAUGAACAAAUAAAUGAAAGUUCAAAAAUGAAUAUUUUACAGGAUUUACAUGUUUCAAAACAAUUUGAAGAAUAUGUUGGAAAAAUUUUAUGUCAAGCUAAAAAACAAAAUCGUGAACAAUUCUAUACAGAAUUUCGUUUAGCAUUAAAUUCUUUAAUGGGUCCUAUAUCAGCAGCUAGUAUGGAAGUUGGAUCAUAUCAACGUGCAUAUGAUUAUUUAGCUAAAUUACAUUUACUUAAAGAUCUUGAAUAUUAUGUUUUAAAAAAUAUAUUUCAUGAUGAUCAUUCUAUUAUGAUUAUUGAUAAUGAUAAUAUUGAUGAUAUAUGGUCACAACGACAUGCAUUAUUACCACCAAAUAGUAAAUAUAUUGAACCAUCAUUAGCAUUAAGACGAACACUUUUAUUAUUGGAUGAUAUUAAUCAUACGAAACAACAUGCAUUAGAAAUUGGUGAAUGUUGGUUACAUAGUGCACGUAUAGCACGUGCACAAAAUAAUUCUUUAGCAGCUAUUGGAUCAUUAAUGAAAGCUAAUCAAUCACAUCCAAUUGAAGUAGCCAUUGAACGUGCACAAUGGAUGUGGGAUAAAGGAGAAAAAGAUCGAGCUAUUAUGAGUUUAAAACAAAAGAAAAUUGAAUUAUUAGAUUCAAGAACAAUCAAUGAAGGAAAUCAUAAUGAAAAUAGAUUACAAGUUUCAACUGAUUUGAAAGCACAAGUGUGGUUAUUAUUAGCUCGUUAUAGUGAACAGAAUUCUCCUCAUGAAGCCGUUUUUGAAAUGUAUAAACAAGCUCAAGAAGCAGCUCCACAUUGGGAAGAAACACAUUUUUAUUUAGCACAAUUUUAUGAUACAUUACUUUCAUCAUGUAUUGAAUCUGAUCCAACAUCAUCGAAUUCUACUGCAACAACAACAACAAAUAAUUUUCUAUCAUCUAGUGGACUUUCAUUAGAAAAUAAAUUACGUAUGAUGGAAUAUAUUCGUUUAGCUGUUAAUACAUAUUGUCGUUCAUUAAAAUAUGGUUGUGAAUUUAUCUAUCAAUCAUUAACACGUUUAUUAACAAUAUGGCUUGAUUUUGCAUCUGAUCUUGUCCCAUUUAUUAAACCAGUACCAACAACAACAUCACGUAAACAACAACCAUUAACAGUUGCAGCAACUAAUUUACCUGAUGCAGCACAAAUUAAACAAUAUGGACAAGCAAAAUUAACUGAAAUAACACGAGAAGUAUCGUCAUGGACAACACGUGUACCACCUUAUUUAUUUCUUGCUGCUUUUCCUUAUAUGGUUUCACGUAUAUGUCAUAGUGAAGAUAUGACAUCAAAAGCUUUAAAUUCCAUUAUAACCCAAGUAUUUGCUGCUUUUCCUCAACAAACAUUAUGGAUGAUGAUUAAUUUAUAUGGUUCAUCGAAUAGUAUGCGACGUGAUCGUUGUAUUGCUAUUUGGAAUGAAGCUUCGAAUAUUGAACCUGGUUUACAUGAUUUUGUUGUUGAAGCAACAGUACUUAUCAAACAACUGGAUACAUUAUGUAUGCAUGCUGUUACAUAUGGACAAAAUAAAAUAAGUUUAUCAACACAAUUUAAAUCAUUUAAACGUUCAUAUGCUAAUCAAUCAGCAUGUCCAAUUCUUAUACCAAUUCAAUCACAAAUGCAAGUUUGUUUACCACCACCACCAGUAAGAUUUUCUCUAUCGACAACAUUAGCACAUGUUCAACAACAACAAAUAAACAAUGUUGAUCUUCCAUCAGAAACAGCAGUAAAAUUAACAGCUAUGGUAAAUAAACAAGGUUCAUUAGGACGAGCAACAGCAAGAAAAACUGCACAAGUAGGAUCAACAACAACUGGAACAAAUAGAAUGCCACAAAAAAUGUAUUAUGAUGCACGACAUCAACCAUUUUCUGAUGCUGUUGUGACGAUUCAGAGUUUCGAAGAUACUAUUGAAGUAUUAUCAUCAUUACAACGACCAAAAAAAAUUGUUAUACAUGGUAGUGAUGGACAAUUAUAUCCAUUUUUAUGUAAAUCUCAAGAUGAUCUUCGUGUUGAUUCACGUUGUUUAGAUUUUUGUCAUUUAUUUAAUAAAUGUUUAAAGAAAAACAGUGAAACACGUCGUCGUCAAUUAAAUAUUCGUACAUAUGCUGUUUAUCCAAUAAAUGAACGUUGUGGAUUAAUUGAAUGGUUACCUAAUUUAUGUACAUUUCGUUCAUUAGUAACAAAAUUUUAUCGACAACGUAGUUCAAAUUUUUCUGAAGUAUCCAAUCGAGAAAUAAAAGUUUAUGGCAAUAGUAAAGAUAAAACAAAAGAAACUCGUUAUAAUGAUUUCCUUAAAUUAUUGGCUUUUCAUCAACCAGCUGUAUUUCAUCAAUAUUUUUUUGCUGCCUAUCCUGAUCCAAAUCGUUGGUAUAUAAGUCGAAUGAAUUUUGUUCGCUCAACAGCUGUUAUGUCAAUGAUUGGUUAUAUAAUGGGUUUAGGUGAUCGACAUUGUGAAAAUAUUCUUAUUGAUACAUGUACAGGUGAAACAGUUCAUGUUGAUUUUAAUUGUUUAUUUAAUAAAGGCUUAACAUUUGAAAUUCCCGAAAAAGUUCCAUUUCGUUUAACACAUAAUAUUGUUGAUGGUAUGGGAACAUUAGGUGUUGAAGGUGUAUUUCGUAAAACAUGUGAAAUUAUUUUACAUUUAAUACGUAAUGAACGUGAAUUACUUGUAUCAGUGUUGAAAACAUUUAUUUAUGAUCCAUUAGUGGAAUGGAAAUCAGCAACAAGAGAAGAAGUUGCUAAUAUGAAAAAACAACAAAUUGAAGGUGGAGAAGUUGUUAAUAUGAAGGCUCAAACACAUGUGAGAAAUAUAUUAGAACGUGUACGAGGUUAUUGUACAGAUGAAUUAACAGGUAAACGUGUUGUAUUACCAUUAUCGGUUGAAGGACAAGUUGAUCAUUUAAUUCAACAAGCAACAAGUAAUGAAUUAUUAUGUCAGAUGUUCAUCGGUUGGGCGGCUUAUUUAUGA